AGUAGUUAUUAUUCCGGCAUUUAUUGACUUAAUAGGCUGUUUAACUCACAACACAAUCAUUUAAGGGGACAAUAAUUUCCUAUUUAUCUGUUUAAAGAGUUAUAUAAAUAAGGAUUUGUUUCGCGACUAUAAAUAAAGACAACAUUUAGUUUUUCUAACUAAUAAAGUUUACACUUUUAAUAUAAACAAUGAAACGAUUUCUACUGUUAGCGAACCCGAGGACUGGAUCCACAUAUUUGGCCAAUUUAUUGAGAAGCCAUCCCGAUAUAGGACUCGCCGGUGAACUACUCAAUGAUGAGCGCAAUCUUCCUGACGAUGUCCUCCAAUACUGUGGCCAAGAAUUGUCUAAAUUUGAGCAGAAAUUUGUUGGCUUUAAGGUAUUUCCCGAACAAAUCUUCAAACGUAAGUUACGUUUCGAUGAAUUGGUCCGACAUUUGGGCGCAGAUGUGGUGAUAGUGUUGUGGAGGAAAUCCAUUGCCGAACAGUUGGCUUCACUCAGAAUUGCAGAAAAGACUGGCGUCUGGUUUGAAGGCGCGGAAGACUUCAACAACAAUCGCAAGAAUGGCCUAAAAGUAAAGACAAGUAUUUCAGACCAAGAAAUGAGAGAAUAUCACGAGUUUCUGGUAAAAGAUUGGCAAACAAUUGGCAGUCAAUGGCCUAUAGAUAUAAUCCCGAUAUAUGUCUGUUACGACGAUCUGAUUGAGGAUCCGUUGACACAAUUGCGUCAAAUCAUGGCUCGUUUGAGUUGUGAUAUGGAAACCUAUGUCUUCACGAGUCCCGGAGCCGUCAAACCACCGGUUCCGCCAUCGGAUAGAAUCGAAAAUUGGCCGCAAAUAAGCGAUGAAUUAAAAGGUAUGAAAAUCAAUGCGAAAAAACUACUGAAAGAUUGCAUCGAGAAAAACCUGAACGUGAAAUGUCAAGCCCUGGACUUUGUUCCCGAUCCCGAGCCCCCGAUGCCAUCAAAGGGCUGGCGAUAUAACGUUUGCGCGCCUUUUAUGCCUAAUGAGGCCAAAGACAAUGUAAUCCAAGCGCUGGUCUCGGGUUCGGUAUCUUCGGCCGGUUUUUGGCCCAAAGAAAUGGCCGAUAAGUUGCGUAAAGUAUACGACUGUCCGGUGGCUCAGCCGUGUAGUAAUGGCUUCACAUCUUUGGUGAUAGCAAUGCAAGCCAUGAGUUUGAGAAGCGGUGAUGAAGUUAUUAUGCCUUCACUAACGAUGAUAGCGGUUCCCAAUGCGGUCGCACUCUUGGGAGCCGUACCUGUAUUUGCCGACUGCGCUGACGGGCAGUACAAUCCCGGACUCAACGAAAUAUUGGAUGUCUCUUCAGAGGACGCGUGCAGUUGUGUUGACGCAUACCUAUGGAGUGCCGACCGAACACUUGGAGAGCAUUGCAAACGAAUGCAAAGCCAGGAAAUGGACUCUAAUUGAAGACAUCAGUGAAUGCGUUGGCGUAAGAGUGCGGAC
Molecule: messenger RNA, 1460 nt
Organism: Medioppia subpectinata
Lineage: Eukaryota; Metazoa; Arthropoda; Arachnida; Sarcoptiformes; Oppiidae
Source: the annotation of a GenBank genome assembly